AUGCCGGGGAGGGUGCGGAUGGGGGCCGAUGAUGAAUUCGGCACACGCAAGAAGACCAGCAGCGCCAGCGUCUCUGCCAUCGGCUCCCUGUACAUUGCCUGGGCCGAAGAUGGAGGUACCUACGUGCAGUCGUUGGCCUCCCAGGACCAGACGCCAACGUCUCUCCAAUUCGACGCUGGAAGGUCAUCGUCUACUCCGGUCUUGGCCUUCUCUCCCAUCAAGCCAAACCUUCUCGCCGCCGCAAAUGGCCCCAAGAUAGCCAUAUACGACGUUGAGACGGGAAGAAUCAAGUAUUCGUUGAAAGGGAGCGGCCGCAAUGUCACAUGCAUAUCCUUUGUGCCAAUGGACUCCAAGAGCGUCAUCACUGGGAGCACCGAUGGCAAUAUCUGCGUCUGGUCGCUCAAAACUGCAUCGAGACCGACACAUCAGCUUCGUGGGGUGGAAGGGGCUUGUUGUCAUGCGGCCAUUAAUCCGGAUGUUCCUAAUCUUCUGGCUACCUUGCAUCGCUCGCGCAUUGCAAUCUGGUCACUCUCAGAGUCCAGAUUGGUGACGGUCACGGAUCUCCGGGAUGAGGACAUCAAAUUCCUCAGUUGGAUCCCGUCGAAAGAGGGGCCAGGUAUCCUCACUCUAUCCCAAGAAGGUUGCAUCAAUAUCAUGGACUUCAGCAACGCCAUGGACACUGUCAAGACCAGCUGGCACACCGCAGGCCGGUCAGGUUCCGACGACGACGAUGUACUCUCUGGAAAGCACAAGCAGCUCGGAGACGUGAGGGUAUGCACUUUCAACAUCGGAAAUAUGGUGCUAGAAGCUUGCAUACUGGGCCACAACGGCCUGCUUGUACUGCCACCCCACUCACAAGUGCUGUACUUCUAUGCUUACUCGCUCGAGUCGCAUACCCUUACCGAGAUCUGGCGGCUUCAGGUGGAACAUAUCUUAAAGGACUUCGUCUUACGGAGACGUGAAAGCGGUGUUGAGGUCAUUGCUUCUUUCGACCAUCAGAUGCAGACUUUUGAGAUCCCAGAUCCUGUUCUUGAUGGCAUGGGUUGGUCGACGGCCGAAAGUUCCAUGCUUCGCCCUGAACUACAACGCUUCAAAACUCAGCAAGGCUCGAAGAGAUACAAAGGAAACAUGUCACCGAGAAGGAUGGCUAGUAAGCGCUGGCGCCAGAAAAUGCUUCAUCUGCCCGAUUCUAUGGAGAAACCACAGCGUGACACGGUGGGAAUAUCAAAUGCACGGUCCGUGAAAGUGUCGCCCGAAGACCAAUCUGAGUCUAGACGCGAGGCACAUGUGUUCAAGUCCAUGACUUCUAGUCUAGAACUGCCGAAGGAGCGCCACGACGAGGAUGAGCAUGAUUCCCCAAUGCCCUUUUUGUCGCCUUCGAUCCCGGCUCGCAAGUUUUCUCCUGGACCUUUGACUCCACUCGACGAGAGUGUCCAGCUUCCGCCACGCGCGUCAUUUGAUUCGAUAGAUACCCAUGGCGUUCACGGCCAUGAUAGCGACUCAGAUGAUGAGACACUCGCAGAAGAAAUGCAAGGCAGUAAUUCUUUUCUGCCAGGGGGACUAAAUGUGCCGCUGCCCAGUACUUGUGGAGCUGUGUUUACCGCCGGGGGUCAGCUUUUAACAUUCUUCCCUUCCAGACCAAAGAUCGCGCCGACGCAAGAGGAAUGGGUAGUCGGCGACAUGGACGACAAGGCCGAUCGUACCUCAAUAGUGACUCGUCUCUUUCCCAGCUUUGGGAGCUUGCUUUCCAACGUCGACGAAGCUUCAGAUUUGAGCUCGGACGAGUCCGAGAUUGGCUUUUCUGCGGGCCCAAAGUUCUCACUGCGGCCUUCUUCAUUCGAAGAUCGUCCUUCUUGGUCUGCCAAAGCUUCGCCCGUGAAGCAGAAGCUAGCUGGCCUACUCGGAGACAAUAGAGUGAACGUGACAAUACGUGACCUGGAAACCCUGACACCGACUCGCAGAUGGCUCGCAGGGAAGUAUCAGGUCAUUCCGAAGGACGAAGAGACCGGUUCUGACCUCUGCAAUGCGAACGCAGUCUGGGCUACUGAUCAUGGAAUGAGAGACACCGGGGAUGCAUGGCGUAUGCUUGCGCUGAUCCUCGAGAAUCGAGCCACUGCACCAGAUGUUGGGCUAGACAUUAGUGCUAUGCCCGCGACCCUCGUUCCGCAAAUGUCGAGAAAUCCAUCAAUCGCUUCGAGUUUUGACGUAUCACCCGGGGCCCUGGGCUGUGAGAUGCCGAACUCCUCGCACCAUCCAUUUGGAGGCGGCUGGGCAGUUGAGCAAUUGUUCGAGUGGGCUGAGCUCAGAGCUGAUGUUCAGUUGCUGGCUUGCAUGUCUGCGAUCUUAGCUCGGACUGCUGAAGCGGCGAGGCAGCCUGUUAGGAGCGGCCGCUCUCGAUCCUCCGUACGAUCGGGUUCCAUCAGUCAUCAAUUGGCCGAGCUCGAUGCCGCUGUGCUUGAUGCUACAAGAGUACCGCCUCGGAUUCCAGUCGUGCAAACUAACUCGGACGGCGCGUCUGGUAGAUCCCCGAUCAAGAUACAGAGCUCGGGUGCAUCUUCGAGCAACCAUUCGCAGCCGACGACUCCAUAUCCUGACUCGUCACGCAGCACUCCACCGCGGACCCUCCCAAGCCUUUCGAGACAGGCAAGCAAGCUCUCGACGUCCGGGUCUGCAAGCCCAGAGCAUCAUCGGAGCAGCUUUAGCGCGGCCGCGAGGAAUUAUGCGGCAUCUAUCGCAGAAAAGUUCUCGUCCUAUGGAUCUUCGCCACCUACGAAGAAGCUCAGUGUUAGUCCAAGCAACGAACUGUCCUCAAGUUUGCCUACCAAUCACCCGGGCAGCUGGAGCAAGUCCGUGUCAUUCGCCUCCACCUUAGAUCCGCCGGGAACAGGUCGUCGUAGUCUGAGCCUUGCGCGAGAAGACGAUGAGUACGAUAGUGACAAGACAAUCGACGAUGCCAGUCUGCCUCACACGCCAAAGAGCCACGCUACUACGAUACCGUUCAAAAUGAAGCAAGAUGGAUUCUUCGAUGAAUCGUCCCUCACCUCGAGGGACAAUUUGAUGCCUCCGCGGCUGGCUGCGAAAGGUCGAUUGUGGCGCGAGCAUUACGCUGAGCAGCUGCGGUCAUGGGAAAUGUUCAUCGAAGCCGCAGAAAUCGAAGAUCGUGUUCAUUCCAACGUGUACAAAUCCGCAAGAUCAAGGUCUCGAGAGCAGAGCAUCCUUCCUCGAGCUGCUGGGAACCGGAAGCACGCAACCUGCAGCAUCUGCUAUUGCAUUAUCUUCGCGGCAGAACAACUGUGCCCUGCUUGCCUCCACACGACGCACCCGAGUUGUCUGGACGAGAUCAUUUCUACCCUGGGCGAUGUACCUUUCACUUGUCCAACAUGCGCUUGCGACUGCUCUUUGAGUACAGAUGGCAUCUAUGAGCUUGCUGAAGAGACUACGACAGAGGGACCUGUAACUGAAGCCUUGUCUUUCAAGAAAGCGACCAUUGUAGGCCAAUCUCGACUGCGACACGAAAUGCAAGUAUCGGACAAAGCCUGA
Molecule: messenger RNA, 3540 nt
Organism: Lecanosticta acicola
Lineage: Eukaryota; Fungi; Ascomycota; Dothideomycetes; Mycosphaerellales; Mycosphaerellaceae
Source: the annotation of a GenBank genome assembly